This is a messenger RNA of Closterium sp. Naga37s-1, 531 nucleotides long. Lineage: Eukaryota; Viridiplantae; Streptophyta; Zygnematophyceae; Desmidiales; Closteriaceae. The record is from the annotation of a GenBank genome assembly.
AUGCACAAGCAGCGCCAAUGCGCCCGCAACCCGCAGGCGCACCAGCAUGCCAGCAACUGCGACUGCAUGUGCGCCUGCAGCGCCAUCGUGCCUGCAGCCUGCACGCAUGCCAGCAGCACCUGCGCACUAGCGGCCGCCAGCGCACCAGCACGGAAACAUAGCAAGCACUCGCCAACAGCAACGCUAGCCAGCAGUGGCUGCCAGCAUAGCGCGCCUGCAGUGCUAGCAGCGCGUGCCAGCCAGCGCGCCAGCUGCACCAACGCGAGGGAUGAGGAGGAGGAGGAGGAGGAGGAGGAGGAGGAGGAGGAGGAGGAGGAGGAGGAGGAGGAGGAGGAGGAGGAGGAGGAGGAGGAGGAGGAGGGGGGGGGAGGAGGAGGAGGAGGAGGAGGAGGAGGAGGAGGAGGAGGAGGAGGAGGAGGAGGAGGAGGAGGAGGAGGAGGAGGAGGAGGAGGAGGAGGAGGAGGAGGAAGAGAAGGAGGCGGAGGAGGAUACAGGCAAUGGGAAGAGAAGGGGUCUGCCCUUCCUACGUAG